AUGGUACAACGAGGAACUUCUCAACAACAACCGUCUCCGCUCACGAAACCACCAUCGACCUCUCUCUUCGCCGCCUCUCGUUUCAAUAUUUUAGAGCAAGAACAAGGCGUUUUUCAAGAGCCUGCACGAGGAGUUGGAGCUUUGCAGCAACAGUCUCCUCCGAACAUGAUCCUUCAAGGAGUGAGUCCUUUCCGAUCCAUAGUAGUACAAUCUCCAUUCAUUUCUCAACCACAGCCGCAGCCAGUAGUACCACAACAACAACAAGUUUCUGUACCAAUUUUUCAACCACCAUCACUUCCGCAAUCAUCAUCCCAGCAGCAACUUGUAAAUACACCAUCAUCAUCAAAUCAAAAACCUGAAAAGAAACACAGGGCAGAUCACAAAUCACAAAAACAUGUAAAACACGCGAAAAAUCCAUCGUUCAAGCUUGUACAACACAAGAAUGGAAGCAUAUCGGUUCAACACAAUCCCUCUAUGAAAGGUAUGGCAAGUGAAAAGGACAAGAUGUUGAAAAAGAUGAAUGCAUUGAUUGAUGCAAUUCUAGUGGUGGAACAAUCUCAGCUCCAAUCACAACAACCUCAAAGAAUAUAUUCAUGUAACGAGUUAUUUGAAGUGAAAACGAGUAUUGAAAGUAAUAUUAGUCAAAUUGAUUCAUUCGCAAAAAUUGAUCUCUAUUUAGUGGCAGAAACGCUAUGUGAAAAAACAAAAUCCUAUUUGGGGAAAAUACUGAGCACUGUAAAACCAGAAAUGUAUUUCAUAUUGAAAAGUUUUGUGUACUUUACCAAUGAAAUCAAGUAUUCACUAUUGAAAGGAGAUGAAGUAUCCAAAUAUCGAAAACAAGGACUAUUGGAAUAUGACGAUCACAUUUCGAAUGAAAAACGAACGAAAAUAUUUCUCGAUGGUGGCAGAGGUCAUGAAAAUGGAUCAGUAUCGAGAGAAAUUAUUGUUGUCAAUGAAGCCAAAGAUACAAAGCUGAGAGAGCUCUUACAUGACCUGACGACACGACUUCAAUUGAAAUUUCCCAAUGCCAAAACGAAUGGAUUAUCCGGAGGCGAGUUGAAAAUUUUCUAUGCAUACAUUAGUGAAUUUGUGAGUGCAUGUAUGGGUGGAUAUUCACCUAAUAUUGCAGAUUUUUCAUCGACACACAUUUCAAACCUUGCCAAGCAAAGAAAAUCAAAAUAUAUAUUCAUUGGAGACGUUCGUUUUGGAGUGUGUCGACAUCGAUCCAUCCUUUUCAAGUACAUUUGUGAUUAUUUAUUUAUGGAUGGAUUUAAAGAUAUUCGAUGUCGUUUAGUUCGAGGAAAAUGCUCAGGAGGAAAUCAUGCUUGGAAUAUUGUUUCAAUCAUUGACACAAAAUCAAAAUCUGCAACACUUCCUGAUUUGUAUUUGGUAGAUAUCAUGAGAUAUCCUGGACACCUCUACUCUGUGAGCAGCGUGGAUGCAGACUUGUACAAGCAACAAAGUUUUGGAACCAUUGGUGGUCAUAGUCAGAAAGGAUUGGCUACUGAUCUUUCUAAACUUCAGUAUAAGGAGAAAAAACUACUUGGACGUGGUGCAUCAGGAAAGGUCUUUAGCUGUGUGGUGUACAUUCCUGAGAAGGGUGAAACUGUUUGUGCCGUAAAAAAGGUUCCGCUCUCCUUUGAUAAUGUCAACUUUGAGAGAGAACUCAAAUUAUUGAACUACUUGAGCCAUCCUAACAUUAUUCAACUCUAUCAUGCGGCACUUGUAAAAAACAAACAUGGAGAACAUUGCCUUCACAUGUUCAUGGAAUUGAUGGAUUGCAACGCUCGAAAAUUUAUCAAUGAUUUCAAAGCCAAUUACAUGAAUCAACCAAAAUAUUACGUCUAUGAACUAUUAUUCUUUUUAAGCAAUGUAGCAAAUGGAUUGAAUUACUUGCAUUUGAGAGGAUGUGUACACAGAGAUGUCAAACCAGAAAAUAUUGCAAUCAAAUAUUAUAGACGUCAUCCGCACUCUAUUGAGGAAGUGAAAUUAGUCGAUUUUGACGUUGCCAAUAUUGUUCACAAUAGCAAAACGAUUUGUGGCACUCGUGGAUAUUGUGAUCCAUUAGUGUUCUCUACUGCCUCCAGCCAAAUAGUGGCCAAACCUUUUCUCGAUUGUUUUAGUUUUGGAAUUCUCUUGGCUGAAUUCUUUUUGGAACACCCACCAAAAUUUUUCUUUGAUUCAAGUCCAUCACUCGAUGAAGGCUACGAAAAACUCCAAAAUUAUUAUUCUCCUGCCAAUAUUCAAUUUACAAUUAUGAAAUCUGGCAAGUAUGAUUGCAUCCCAUCCAAAUAUCGAGCAUCAUUGACACAAAUGAUGAUCAAUUGUAUUCAGACAGAUGUCACCAAACGUCCCACCAUGCAACAAAUUGCUUCUGAAUUGGAAAAUUAUCUCUUGAAGAAUUUUAUCAUUAAGGCAGAAGAAGAUUGUCAACUCUAA
Messenger RNA from Naegleria lovaniensis, 2439 nucleotides. RefSeq lists its product as uncharacterized. The transcript is spliced from 2 exons. The record is from RefSeq and is a predicted model, not a curated record. The coding region runs from base 1 to 2439 and encodes 812 amino acids. Lineage: Eukaryota; Heterolobosea; Eutetramitea; Acrasida; Naegleriidae. Gene Ontology annotation, molecular function: protein serine/threonine kinase activity; ATP binding. Gene Ontology annotation, cellular component: cytoplasm. Gene Ontology annotation, biological process: protein phosphorylation.